Linum trigynum is the source of this 1524-nucleotide messenger RNA. The record is from the annotation of a GenBank genome assembly. NCBI's taxonomy places the organism in Eukaryota, Viridiplantae, Streptophyta, Magnoliopsida, Malpighiales, Linaceae.
CGCUAACGCUUCCCAUUGCGCCGCCAAACUCGCCAGCCAACGAGAUCGCUAGACCUCUGCCAACCCGCCACGUGGACACUGCUCCACGUGCACACGCGCUUGUACGGUUCUAUACGGCUCUCCACGCGACGUAUCUUGAAGUUUCUCCAUACAACCGCAAACAGCUCUCCAGCUUUAUCAUAUAUCUCCAUCAUCCAUCCCCUUCAUUUUCCCCUUUUAUCGAUCGAGAAACCGCCUAGCUUUCCUCGUUCGAUCCGUCUUCUUCAUCUGUCGUCGUCGUUGCAUCCGAGAGAAUAUCCUGAAACCCUAGCAUUUGCAUCUCCGAGUUCCGCGACCUAAUUGCAGCAACUCGCGCGAGGAAGGUUUGUAUUUGCUAGAAAAUAUGUGGGCCCAGCCUAGCCGGAAGAAUGACGUCGAGGCCGGAGGUGCGACGCCUCUGUACCCGAUGAUGCUGGAGAGCCCUGAGCUCCGCUGGUCUUUCAUCAGGAAAAUCUACUCGAUCCUCUCCAUCCAGUUGCUCGCCACCAUCGUUGUUGCCGCCAUCGUCGUCUUUGUGAGGCCAAUUGCGACCUUCUUCGUGAGCUCUGGCGCCGGCCUGGCUGUCUACAUCGUCCUCCUUAUCACGCCCUUCAUCGUUCUGUGCCCGUUGUAUUACUAUCACCAGAAGCAUCCCGUGAACUACAUUCUCUUGGGGAUUUUCACCAUUGCCAUCGCUUUCGCCGUAGGAUUGACGUGCGCAUUCACCAGCGGGAAAGUUAUCCUCGAAGCAGUGAUCCUGACAACCACAAUGGUUGUGGGUCUAACCCUCUUCACAUUCUGGGCAGCAAAGAGAGGCCACGAUUUCAAUUUCCUUGGACCGUUCUUGUUUGGCGCUCUUCUUGUUCUCAUGGUUUUUGCUCUCAUCCAGAUUCUGUUCCCGUUGGGUAAGCUUUCGGUGAUGAUUUACGGAUGCUUGGCUUCAAUCAUCUUCUGUGGUUACAUCGUGUACGACACUGACAACCUCAUCAAGCGCUACUCCUACGAUGAGUAUAUCUGGGCUGCAGUGUCUCUCUACUUGGACAUCAUCAACCUGUUCCUCUCGUUGUUGACCAUCUUGGAAGCUGCUGAUUCGUAGACCUUGGUUCUUUUGUCCUGUCCGUGAUGAAGCUUUCCCUGAGAACUCUUAUAGGCACCGAGUGGAAUUGUAAUUGCUGGCUCCUAUAUGUCUCUGUUUUCCCUCUCUGCUUUAUUGCUAUUUAGUUGUGGAGAUAGAUGUCAAUGUGAUUACAUCGUUACUAUUGGGGAUAAAAUGCCAAGACUGCAUGUGGAAAUUCUUGAAUAUGCAUGGAAAUGUAUAUAGAUGGUGGUUUAUGUGUUGGAUAGUUGGCUUAACUAGCUGUUUAAAAUCUUUUAUUAUUCGUCGGGCCGCAGGGUUGUCGACACAAACCAUGGGCGGUUAAAUUCCCUCUGUGACAAUCGCUCUAACUCCUGAGUGAAAUGGAUUUUUCCAGAAAUAGCACUGUUUAAAAAAAAAUUCCAAAAAUA